AUGGACAAACAUUUCCUGCUGGUCUUCCCUCUCUUCUGCUUCACUGCAGCAGCGACACCACUGAGGUGUGUAACAUGUCACCUUCGCACGCAGACAGAUCGCUGCAGAAGAGGCUUUGGUGUCUGUGUUGCUCAAUUGCAUGAGACGUGCAUGAGCUUAAAGAUCUUCCAGGAUAACAUUCUCCAGUUAUCGUAUAUGGUGUGUCAGAGAUUCUGCAGAGAUUUGACAUUUGAUCUCAACAAUCGGACUUACGUUCACAAAUGCUGCAACUACAAUUAUUGUAACUUCAUACUCUAA
Messenger RNA from Manis pentadactyla (Chinese pangolin), 297 nucleotides. RefSeq names its product prostate and testis expressed 3 (gene PATE3). Lineage: Eukaryota; Metazoa; Chordata; Mammalia; Pholidota; Manidae. The record is from RefSeq and is a predicted model, not a curated record. Bases 1 to 297 code for a protein of 98 amino acids. The transcript has 3 exons.